UCAAUCCUCCACCAUUCCUCCCACCUUCAAGCUCAUCCACACAAGCACCUCUCCGCUCUCCCGGUCGAAGCAUCCGCAUCCUCAUCCAUGGCCCCCAAGGCAGCCGAGAAGAAGCCGGUUGAGAAGACCCCGGCGGGGAAGAAGCCCAAGGCGGAGAAGAAGGUGCCGGCGUCCAAGGAGGGCGGCGGCGACAAGAAGGGCAAGAAGAAGGCCAAGAAGAGCGUGGAGACGUACAAGAUCUACAUCUUCAAGGUGCUGAAGCAGGUGCACCCGGACAUCGGCAUCUCCUCCAAGGCCAUGUCCAUCAUGAACUCCUUCAUCAACGACAUCUUCGAGAAGCUGGCCGGCGAGUCCGCCAAGCUGGCGCGCUACAACAAGAAGCCCACCAUCACGUCCCGCGAGAUCCAGACCUCCGUCCGCCUCGUCCUCCCCGGCGAGCUCGCCAAGCACGCCGUCUCUGAGGGCACCAAGGCCGUCACCAAGUUCACCUCCGCCUGAUCUGGCCGUCUCCGUUUGUCUUCUUUGAUGGAUGUAUCGGUGUUGCUCUGUAGUAGUUAGCUGUUCGUGCUCUGUCGUGUUGUAGCUUGUGCUGGUUGUUUUGGAUCACAUUUCAUGAUCCGGAGAAAUAGUAAUUUCAGUUCUUGA
Molecule: messenger RNA, 645 nt
Organism: Aegilops tauschii subsp. strangulata
Lineage: Eukaryota; Viridiplantae; Streptophyta; Magnoliopsida; Poales; Poaceae
Product: histone H2B.11
Cellular component (GO): nucleosome
Molecular function (GO): DNA binding; protein heterodimerization activity; structural constituent of chromatin
Source: RefSeq, a predicted model, not a curated record